This is a messenger RNA of Drosophila busckii, 2762 nucleotides long. RefSeq names its product NAD-dependent protein deacetylase Sirt7 (gene Sirt7). NCBI's taxonomy places the organism in Eukaryota, Metazoa, Arthropoda, Insecta, Diptera, Drosophilidae. The coding region runs from base 106 to 2424 and encodes 772 amino acids. The transcript is spliced from 2 exons. The record is from RefSeq and is a predicted model, not a curated record. Gene Ontology annotation, molecular function: NAD+ binding.
CUGCAAAGCAAUACUAGCACUAUAAUUAAUUAAUAUUGCAAGCGCGAAACGCAUUGCAGCUGCUCUGGAGAGACGUGCGUGUUUGCGCUUGCACAAAAAGUACUCAUGUAUGUGGAAUUAAGUCAAAAAUCGAAGAAUAUGGAGCCGGAUGAGCUCCAACCAUAUAAGACGCGAGCGAAAGUGAAUCCAGAAAAGAAAGAUAAUGAGAAAAGACGUCGCAAGGAUGCAAUGCGUAGGGUCUCAUUGAUAUUGCGUAAAUGUGACUCACUGCGCUCGCCGGAAGACCGCCAGUUUUUAGACAAGCACCCGGAUAUAGUGAAAAUCACAAAAAAACGCAAGGAACGCAUUGAAAUCUACAAGCAGCGUGUGGUGGAAAAGGAAGAUGAACAGCAUGUCAUAGAAGCCAAAGUGGAGAAAUUAGCAAACAUUAUAUCUCAGGCCAAGCAUUUGGUUUGUUACACAGGCGCCGGCAUAAGCACAUCAGCCUUAAUACCCGACUAUCGUGGCAGCAAGGGCAUUUGGACGCUGCUGCAAAAGGGCCAGGAUAUUGGCGAGCAUGAUUUGUCGCGUGCAAAUCCAACUUACACACAUAUGGCGCUAUAUGAGUUGCAUCGACGCCGGCUCCUGCGGCAUGUUGUCUCACAAAACUGCGAUGGACUGCAUUUGCGAUCAGGACUGCCGCGGCAAUCGCUCUCCGAGAUACACGGCAACAUGUACGUGGAGGUGUGCAAACAAUGCAAGCCCCAUGCUGCCUACUGGCGCCAGUUUGAUGUGACAGAAAUGACCGCGCGUUAUUCGCACAAGACGCAUCGACUAUGUCAUCGCUGCUCGGAGCCGUUGUAUGAUACCAUUGUGCACUUUGGCGAACGUGGCGGCAACAUGAAGUAUCCAUUGAACUGGACAAGCGCCACACAGCAUGCCGAACGCGCUGAUGUUAUACUCUGUUUGGGCUCAAGCUUGAAGGUGCUCAAGAAAUACACGUGGCUAUGGCAGAUGGACAAGCCGGCGCGUCAACGCGCUAAGAUUUGUGUAGUGAACUUGCAAUGGACGCCCAAAGAUAAUAUAGCUGGCAUUAAGAUCAACGGCAAAUGUGACAAUGUCAUGGAGCAGCUAAUGCGCGCGCUCAACAUAAACGUGCCUGUUUAUAGCAAGGAAAAGGAUCCGAUAUUUGCGCAUGCCACGCUCUUAAUGCCCGAGGAGUUUCAUACACUAACACAGCCGCUGCUCAAGAAUGCGCACGAGGAGGAGGAGGAAACCAAUGACACGCAGUACACCACGACAACAGAGGAGACACAAGAUUCUACCAUAUCAGGUGAUAGCUAUAGCGAGCUGCCCAUAGGCAAAGGGCCACGCAUCCGCACGCCCAACAAAAAUGGACGUUGCAUUAAAACAAAUUUGCAGCUGCGACAAAAGUGCAGCAACAGUGUACUUGCUAAGGAGGAAGUAGCGGAGGAAGUGGCGCCAGAACAAAAAGUGAAGACUGAAACUAUUGUAAAGCAGGAAGUUAAGCAGGAGGAUUUGGAAGAGCCAGUCGAGUCAAAAGCAUUGGCAACUAGUCUAGCUAUAAAUAAUAUAAAGGAAGAAGUAAAGCUGCCUAAGCUGGAGCCCAAGCCAGAGUUACAUGAAACGGACUUUAUGGAGCUGCCCAAACUGGUAGCCAUUCAGCAGCCGUAUGCACAGCCGGAGCAAACAGCCAGCGUGAAAGUGGAGCUGCAGUUGGAACCAUUACAGUUGCCGCCACUGGUGCCCAUAGGCGCUCCACUCUGCACACCCUUCAUACAACCGCAGCAGCUGACACUGCCUCCCGCAUUGCAAGCCUUGCAGCUACAAAGCGAUAGCGCCACCUGCUCGGCCGACUCCAACACAGACGAUGAUGAUGAAGAGCAGCAGGACGAAGAGGAGCAGGAGGAAGAAGAGGAGGAGGAGGAGGAACAAGCUAUUAUUGCGCAAGUGGAUUUGCUGCGAAGUCACAGCGAUAUUGAGCUCCUGCGUCAACUGCCCAGCUGGUAUGAUGCCAAGUAUGCGUAUUCUGGUCUACACAGCAUACUCAUACCCACGCCCUCAGAUCUCAACAUUUGGAACACACAGGUGGUGCCGAAUUUUGCCAUGAAUCGUGCUGCAGCCAGCUGUGAAUUUUGCUUCGAUAACUAUGCGGAGCUGGAGUGUCAGUUCUAUUUCCGCUGGCAUCUCAACGAGCGCAAGCAUAAAAAGCGAGCGCGCAGCGGACGAUUUGUGGUCUGUGAAUGCUGCCCCACUAGCGAUGAUGAAGAUGACUACGAUGAGAACAUCUCGUUGGCUCACAUAGCUGCCGCCGAAUCAGCCAAGCGUCGACUGCAGUUGAACAAUAGUUUUCCACGCAAGCUGGCACGCACCCAAGCCGGGUGGUAUGGAAAGGGCUAUAAGAAGGGACGCAAGCGCAGGUAGAACCAAUAGCCACUGCCGUCGCCGCUUCGACAUUAAAGUAUUGCUAGCAUUAGUUUAGUUUUAUCAAUUUAUAUGUAUAAUCUUAGACUUAUAUGUGCUCGUCUGUACAGUUCGUAGUUUGUAAUGUCCACUCGCAUUAGGUGUUCGUUCUAGGAUUAGGUUUUGUAUACAUUAAUGUAUUUUAAUUUGUGUGUGCGGUGUGCGUUUUUCAAUUGUCUUAAUUUUAUGUGUUUUCCGUAAAUAUUCGUUGCCGUAUCGUCAAACUAUAUGUAUGUUCAAAUAUUUAAAAAUGCUCUGGACUCAUAGUCAAACAAAUUGUAUUAUAUACAUUUGGCUUC